Molecule: messenger RNA, 1101 nt
Organism: Trypanosoma rangeli
Lineage: Eukaryota; Euglenozoa; Kinetoplastea; Trypanosomatida; Trypanosomatidae
Exons: 1
Coding region: 1-1101 (366 amino acids)
Source: RefSeq, a predicted model, not a curated record
AUGCCGGAGGCGCAUGGGGACCUUGUUCUUCUUCCACGUGUCUUGGCGCGUGCCUUCCGUUGCCUGCAGGAUGUGCCCAUUAUGCACUUUGUGGAAGUAAUCAAAGUCAACCGCCGUGGAAAGCGUCAACAACGUUUUUUUGUCAUCACCCCCACGCACCUAUACUCCUGUGUGGAGAAUGGCACCAUUCAGCGCUGCGUGCCGACGAGGAGCGUGGCGGAGGUGCACACGUGGGACGGUGAGCUGCCGCAAGUAGGGCUAAAGAUCCCAUCCGAGUACGACAUGCUCUUUUUCAUGAAGUCCGGUGCCGAUGUGGCGGGAGUCGUGGCGGCGCUGCAGUCUGCCACCCGUGAUGCUGCGAGCGGCGGUAGCGAUCGUGGCGAGUUUUGCCUUGUGGGGGCGACGGAGGCGCUGAGCGCGGCGGCGUAUGCUCUGGAGCGGCCGAAGUGGUUUGAGCAGGGGAUUUCCCGCACGCUUGACUGGUCGGUGGGGGGCGUCGGGGAGGUGCCCGCUGUGGGGACGAGCUACGGCGUGCAUCGGCCGUUUGUUUCCGCCAACACGGAGGGUCUGUUUCUGCGCGCACCAACGGCUGCGGCCGCCGUGUCUUCGUUGCCGCCCUUGUUUGUGGCCACAGGAGGAGUGACGUCGCCGUACCGGGGGGAAACUCCCCUGCCAGGUUCGUUACAGGGCACGCGGUGCCUCAGUCACGAUUAUAGCGCUGACGACGUGGCAGACGCCGCCGCUUCUUUCUUUGUAUCUCCCAACUCUUUCCACGUCGAGUCCGUAGAAGUGGGGGUGGGACAGAGGACGACGGAGGUGGAGACGCGGAAGCAAACAGCAGCCACGUCAGUUGUGUCUAAUAGCCACCACGACUACAGCGCAAGUGGCACAGCUGCUGUCGUGGCGGCGGAGCAGGCACUGUGGGAGCAACGGCGUCAAAUGCAGGCGGAGAGGGAGCUGUGGUGCCUGCUGCUCGCCGCUGAGAGGCGCAACACGUACCGCCUACGCCAGGCGAUAUCAGACUUGCGUGGGCAGGUGCUCGCACUCUCUUCUCAGAACCUUGCCAUGCGCACAGAGUUGCUCAGCCAGCGUGUUACUUGA